This is a messenger RNA of Gastrolobium bilobum, 1341 nucleotides long. RefSeq lists its product as uncharacterized. The record is from RefSeq and is a predicted model, not a curated record. Lineage: Eukaryota; Viridiplantae; Streptophyta; Magnoliopsida; Fabales; Fabaceae. The transcript has 3 exons. Bases 1 to 1341 code for a protein of 446 amino acids.
AUGGUUGAGCCAAAAGGUCGAACCGUGGGAGGUACCGAGUACAGCUGGUGCAGGGCGGUUCGCGGUGGCACCGGCAUCGCCGUGCUAGCAAUGCUCACCUCAAAAGCCCUAGACCCUUCCCGUCUCCAAAAUGCACUCAACAAACUCCAAAAUUCCCACCCUAUCCUCAAGUCCAAGCUCCAUUAUUCCAACACAACAACAUUCUCCUUCGUCACCUCUCCCAACCCCUUCGUCAAAGUCACAUUUCACAACCUCCACACGACAAACAAAAACGACACCGUUUCUCCACUUCAAGAAAUCCUAGAACACGAGCUUAACCAAAACUCUUGGCAUGACAACCCUAGCAGUAGUAGUGACAUGUUCUUCGCGAGCGUUUAUACGCUGCCUAACGGAGCUUGGGUGGUGGUGAUGCGGCUUCACGUCUCCGCAUGCGACCGUACAACGGCGGUGUCGCUGUUGAGGGAACUGCUUGUGCUGAUGGAAGAGGAAGAAGGUGAAGAAGAUGAAGGUUGGAACAAAGGGGAGGUUGAUUUAGCUAUGGAGGAUCUUGUGCCUGGUGGGAAGGGCAAGAAGGCUUUGUGGACUCGAGGUCUUGACAUGCUUAGUUAUUCCAUUAACUCUCUCAGGUUAACAAAUUUGAAGUUCAUUGACACCAAAGCCACAAGGUUUUCUCAGAUUGUGAGGUUACGACUCAACCAAAAUGACACUAAGAGGGUUCUAUCUGGUUGCAAAAGGAGUGGGAUUAAGCUAUGUGCGGUACUGACAGCUGCGGGAUUGAUGGCUGCUCAUUGCUCCAAACGUAGUUCCAAAAAGUAUGGGAUCAUCACCUUCACUGACUGCAGAUCCUUACUCGAACCCCCUCUCUCUGUUCACAAUUUCGGUUUUUAUCAUUCUGCCAUUCUCAAUUGCCACGAGAUGAAAGGAGGAGAAAGCCUGUGGGAGCUAUCAAAGAGGACUUACGAAGCAUUUGCAAACUCUAAGAAAGGGAACAAACAUUUUUCAGAUAUGGCUGAUCUUCAAUUUCUCAUGUGCAAGGCCAUAGAUAACCCAGGUUUGACCUCAUCAUCUUCGUUGAGAAUGUCAUUCAUGGCGGUGUUUGAGGAUACGGUGGUGGACAAUGGCGACAAGAAGCAACGAGAGGUUGGGGUAGAGGACUACAUGGGAUGUGCUUCUGUUCAUGGGGUGGGGCCAUCUAUUGCCAUUUUUGACACCAUAAGAGAUGGAAGCUUGGAUUGUGUGUGCGUGUACCCAGCACCAUUGCACUCUAGGGAACAGAUGCAAGAGCUUGUUAGUAAGAUGAAUGCUAUCCUUAUUGAAGGUGCAAAGACUUGCGAGGAAUGA